Molecule: messenger RNA, 961 nt
Organism: Zea mays
Lineage: Eukaryota; Viridiplantae; Streptophyta; Magnoliopsida; Poales; Poaceae
Source: RefSeq
AAUGGACUUCUCUCUCCCGCCCCUUCUCUCUUCGUGAUGCUCCUCUGCUUGCCUUGCCCUGGUGUGGUGGUGUCUAGUCAAGUACGCUUCCGAAUUAAAAGCGCUCUGGCCUGCAACCUGCUGUCUGCUCCGUCCUCCCACGGCCGGCCGCCUGCCCGCGUCUUCUUCGCCACCCCUCUUCUCCGGUCCCGCACCUGCAUUUCUUGACCCCUUCCUCCACCGCAGCCAAACAAUGUCUCCGGCGCCGAGUUCGCAUCACUCGCAGAUCAAUUCGAGGAAGGAGAAGCGGAUGAGGAAGGUGGACACCUUCGCGCCGCACAACGAUGGCCACCAAUGGAGGAAGUACGGCGAGAAAAAGAUCAACAACACCAACUUCCCCAGGUAUUACUACAGAUGCACGUACAAGGACAACAUGAACUGCCCGGCCACGAAGCAGGUGCAGCAGAAGGACCACAGCGACCCGCCAUUGUACGCGGUCACGUACUACAACGACCACUCGUGCAACAGCGCGUUCCUCCCGCUCUCCCCCUCCGAGUUCCAGCUGCAGACCUCGUCCGGGAAGGCCGUCUCCAUCUGCUUCGACUCCUCGUCCGGGACGGCGGCGGCGGCGGCCGCCACCACCAAUGCCAGCGGCGGCUCGCCCUCUUCCAGCGCGGCGGCGGCGGCGGCGCGGCGAGGCACGCCGCCGGAAGUCAGCAACCCGCCCGUGCUGCGGCGGUCUGAGACGUACCCGUGGGGCGCCGGCGCCGUGGAGCAGAAGCCGGCGUCCUGCAGCACCGAGUACCACGACGCCUUCUCGGCUGGCGCCGCCGCCGUGCCGGAGGAGGUGGUAGAUGCAGGCAGAUUUGGAUCUAUCAGGUUCUUCCAUUUUUUGUAAAUUGAUCACUCAGUGGAAGGAAGGCAAUUGAUGCCUUUACUUCGACAAACUAAUAUGAUACAGUCAUACAGAUGUCUUCUUUUC